AUGCCCCUGGCUGCCUACUGCUUCCUGCGGGCCGUGGGCAAGGGCAGCUACGGGGAGGUGACGCUUGUCCGGCACCGGCAGGACGGCAAGCAGUAUGUCAUCAAAAAACUAAACCUCCGAAAUGCCUCCAGCCGAGAGCGGAAAGCUGCUGAGCAAGAGGCCCAGCUUUUGUCUCAGCUGAAGCACCCCAAUAUCGUUACCUAUCGAGAGUCUUGGGAAGGAGGAGAUGGCCUGCUCUACAUAGUUAUGGGUUUCUGUGAAGGAGGGGAUCUCUAUCGAAAACUCAAAGAACGGAAGGGCAAACUUCUGCCUGAGAACCAGGUGGUGGAGUGGUUUGUUCAGAUCGCUAUGGCCCUGCAGUAUUUGCAUGAAAAACACAUCCUUCACCGUGAUCUGAAGACUCAGAAUGUCUUCUUAACGAGAACAAACAUCAUCAAAGUAGGCGAUCUGGGGAUUGCCCGAGUGCUAGAAAAUCAGUAUGACAUGGCCAGUACACUUAUCGGAACACCGUACUACAUGAGUCCUGAAUUAUUCUCAAACAAACCCUACAACUAUAAGUCUGAUGUUUGGGCUUUGGGAUGCUGUGUUUAUGAAAUGGCUACACUGAAACAUGCUUUCAAUGCAAAAGACAUGAAUUCUUUAGUUUAUCGAAUUAUUGAAGGAAAGCUGCCACCAAUGCCAAAGGACUAUAGCCCACAACUGGCAGAACUGAUAAGAACCAUGUUGUGCAAGAAGCCUGAGGAAAGACCCUCUGUGAGAAGCAUACUUAGGCAACCCUACAUAAAACACCACAUUUCUUUGUUUUUGGAGGUCACAAAGGCGAGAACUUUCAAAAGCCAUAUUAAAAAUGGUAACCCUAAAACCAGACCUGCUGCUGAAGUUAUUUCAGUAAAAACUGAAUUAGACACUGAAAGGAUCAUCUCUCAACAAUAUUUCUCAAAGCCUUCCAAGAUACCUACAGAGGUUGAAGAAAAAUGUUUAUCGCAGGAUAAACCCAUGGAUGCUUGCCAUUCAGAAAUAGCAUAUCCUAAAAGCUAUCCCAACAAGAAUGAUAUGCACAGCCCGGGAGACUCUUUAGCAACAAUCAGCAAGGUGGAUAUUAACAUCUUACCUGCUACUGAAAGGAGAAACUCAGAGAAUGAUAACUUACUGCAAAAUGACAAGCUGAAACACUCUGAUAUUUCUCAUGAGCCAGAAGCUCAAUUUAAUGUGGCCCCAGUGAAGGAAGAGGGUCAACAACUUAGUACAAAGCCUGAAAAUGUAGCUUCCUCUCAGACUUCUGGCGAGAUCAUUGAUGAAGAGAAUGACACGAUGAAACUUCUGCAGCCCUUGCACCAGGACCUCAAGCCAGUGGGCCAGGAUAGUUUGGACUCCACCGAAAAGCUCUUAGCACCAUUCGUUCCUGUUGUCCUGGAUAGAAUCAACCCUUACUUACAGCCCCAUAGUUCUGUGUCUGAACCCUUCCAUUCCCGGCAACGGAGGCAGAAAAGAAGGGAACGAGUUGAACGAAGUAGAGAUAAUGGACAGUUCCAGGAAGUGCUUCCUAGACCUUUGCCUUCUCCUCCCAUUGCUAGUAAAGUAGUUGAGAAGAUGACACAGAGGGAUGCUGAUAAACAUAACACAGAAGUAAUGGUGUCUGUGGACAGUUCAAGAAGCAGUGAGAUAACAUCCUCCAAGGAUCGACCUUUGUCCGCCAGAGAAAGAAGGAGACUAAAGCGGUCACAGGAAGAGAUAUUUCCCACUGUUUUUUCAGGUCCUUCAGUGAGAAGAGGCUCUUUGGAUGCGGGAGAAGGAAUGAAGUUGCACGUAGAGAAUGAGCACGUGAUAGCUCAUCAGUUAUCUUCAGAUGUGGAUACCUCUCAGGAAAAGAAAUUAGUUCAUUGUCUGUCUGAGGAUGAAUUAAGUUCUUCUACAAGUUCAACUGAUAAGUCAGAUGGAGAUUCCAAGGAAGGGAAAGGCCAUACAAAUGAAAUGAAUGAUUUGGUACAGCUGAUGACUCAGACACUAAAAAUGGACUCUAAAGAGAAUUGUGAGAAUCUUCCAAGACUUCUUCCUAUGUCAGAGUUUAGACUUCAUCGAAAAUACAGAGACACACUAAUUCUGCAUGGGAAGGUUGAAGAGGAUUCAGAGGAACUUAGGCUUAAAGAACUUUCUCCAGCUGUUGUGUCUGGUUCUGAAAAGAUCAGAAGAAUGAUUGAAGUCUUGAGAGCUGAUGUAAUUCAGGGAUUGGGAGUGAAGCUUCUAGAGAAAGUAUAUGAUCUCAUGGAAGAAGAAGAUGAACUGAAGAGAGAAGUGUGUUUGCAGGAGCAUUUGGGUGAAAAAUAUGUAAAUUAUAGCACAAAAGCUCGACUGCUGAAAUUUUUUGAAGAAAAUGUGAAUUUUUGAACACUUGUCCUAAUUUGUUGUCAGAACUGAAGACCUAUUUUUAAAGGUUGUUUGGUUUGUUUUUUCUUUUCCCUGGAAGGAUUACCUCAACCAAACACAUCAGAUUGGUGGCCACUGAAUUUGGCUAUGCCUGUUUUUCUGGGAUUUUUGUGUUUUGCAGGAGUAUAAAAAUGGAUAUGAA
Vombatus ursinus (common wombat) is the source of this 2566-nucleotide messenger RNA. RefSeq names its product NIMA related kinase 4 (gene NEK4). Lineage: Eukaryota; Metazoa; Chordata; Mammalia; Diprotodontia; Vombatidae. The record is from RefSeq and is a predicted model, not a curated record. Gene Ontology annotation, molecular function: ATP binding; protein kinase activity. Gene Ontology annotation, biological process: protein phosphorylation. Bases 1 to 2385 code for a protein of 794 amino acids. The transcript has 16 exons.